AUGACCAGCCUCGACACUAGCUUAGCACAGUUAGGUCUUCAGCCUGCACCUGCAGAACCCGAACCCACGGUGGCUGAGCCUGAACUGGAGCCGGAAGAGUCACAAGCAGGGUUUGAUCCGACGGACAUGGAUUUAGGAGAAGAGCCUGAGGAGGAGCCCGAAGAAGAGGAGCCCGAAGAAAAACCUGAAGAAGAACCCGAGGAGGAACCGAAAGAAGAGCUAGAGGAAGAACCCGAGGAAGAACCGGAGGAAGAGCCGCCGAUUGAUGUUCCAGACGAUUAUGAUGAUGAGCCGAUCGAGAUUGAGGCGGAUUCUAAGUCUUCAGAGGAGCAUGUGGAUCAGGGGGAGUCAGAUUCAGGUUCUGGGGAGAUCGACUCAGAGUGGACACCGUCUAGAGGACGUAGGGGUUAG
This is a messenger RNA of Syzygium oleosum, 411 nucleotides long. RefSeq lists its product as uncharacterized. The record is from RefSeq and is a predicted model, not a curated record. The transcript has a single exon. Bases 1 to 411 code for a protein of 136 amino acids. Lineage: Eukaryota; Viridiplantae; Streptophyta; Magnoliopsida; Myrtales; Myrtaceae.